AUGUCGGUUCUCUCCUUGGCCCAAGACGAUGACGCACCGGGCAUUGGCUAUCGGCGUGUGCUUUGCUUCCCCUGUGACAAGGAACCUAUCUCAGAGGAAAACAUAUCCUCCAAUUACUAUGUUAUUCCUACCUGUACGAUUUGUGCGGAGCGUCUAGAGCCGACACUCACCGGUUACACCUUUCGCACCUGCCGCUGCCCUCCGGAUAGGGAGUGCACAUGCUUUAUUGAAAACUCGUCGUGUGUCGUAUGCCAAACUGCAAUUAAGAUGCAGCGAGGAGUUCCCGAAAUUUACUGCGAUGAAUGCCAACUUUCUGGCGAUCCCUGGAUUUGUUUGGUAUGUGGUUUUGUGGGGUGCAGCCGGUAUCAGGCCCAGCAUGCGAGACAACACUUUCUGCAGCAAAGGCAUUUCUUCUCCAUGAGCCUCUUAACGCAACAGAUUUGGGACUACGAAAGUGACGCCUUUGUGCACCGCAUCGUUAUGACCUUUGACGUGGACACGGGCACGGUUCAGCGGGUGCAGUACCCUGACCGGGACAAUCCUCCAACGACGCUUGAGGACGACGAUGCGGGGGACGUCGUCGCGGAAAAGGCCAAAAAAAAGCACAUCAACGCCAAGUAUGACUCGGAAUUGGAGACGUCGAACGAAAAACUGGCCCUGAUGAUUAAAGAGCAGCUCGACCUCCAUCGGGCAGAGUGUGAGGGUCUUGGGAGCCUGCAGCAGCAGCAGCAGCAGCAACGAGAGCAACGAGAGGGGGCAAACCCACAGAUGAAUGAGGCUAGUUGCCACGAAUUUGCUGAAUACAACGCCAUGAACGUCAAUAGGUAUCACGUUGCUAACCGACGGCGGUGGUUGUCACUUUUUCUUGAAAACCAAAGACUGACAGAGGAACUACGGAUGCAGGUGAAGGAGGAGGCGGCGCUGAAGGAAUCACAGGAUAAGCUUGAAGGUGAGCUGCGGGAUACAGUGAGGCAGUCUGCGACGGAGGAUAUUCGCCUUACCGGUGAAAUCUUAAAUCUGCAGGAGACGAUAAAGGAUAUUGAGCUGAACAUUUCUGUGCAACGGCAAAUUGCUGAGAAGUUGGAGGGGGACGAGUAUGAAUGCCUUCGCGUUGUGGGCGGGGUUGAGGGCAAGGCCGAUCCAAAGGCAAGGGGGAGGAUGAAGAACAAGUCAACGAGGCGAAGAAGUUGA
Messenger RNA from Trypanosoma conorhini, 1191 nucleotides. Its product is annotated as BRCA1-associated protein. The transcript has a single exon. Gene Ontology annotation, cellular component: cytoplasm. NCBI's taxonomy places the organism in Eukaryota, Euglenozoa, Kinetoplastea, Trypanosomatida, Trypanosomatidae. The record is from RefSeq and is a predicted model, not a curated record. Gene Ontology annotation, biological process: protein ubiquitination; Ras protein signal transduction. Bases 1 to 1191 code for a protein of 396 amino acids. Gene Ontology annotation, molecular function: zinc ion binding; ubiquitin protein ligase activity.